GGAAGGCAGGGGGCGGGGCUUGCGUGAUGACGUCCCGGGACGGGCGUUCGGGUGGCGGGAAGAGGAGACGCGAGAAUGGAGGUGGAGGCCGGAGAUGGUGGCGCGGACGAGCGGGACGACCAGGACCCUGCCCCUGCCUCCAGCAAGGCCCCUGGGAGCGCCGGCCACUAUGAGCUGCCGUGGGUUGAAAAAUACAGGCCAGUAAAGCUGAAUGAAAUUGUCGGGAAUGAAGACACCGUGAGCAGGCUAGAGGUCUUUGCAAGGGAAGGGAAUGUGCCCAACAUCAUCAUUGCGGGCCCACCAGGAACUGGCAAGACCACAAGCAUUCUCUGCUUGGCACGAGCUCUUCUGGGCCCAGCACUCAAAGAUGCCGUGUUGGAACUCAAUGCUUCAAAUGAUAGGGGCAUUGAUGUUGUGAGGAAUAAAAUUAAAAUGUUUGCUCAGCAAAAAGUCACUCUUCCCAAAGGCCGACAUAAGAUCAUCAUCCUGGAUGAAGCCGACAGCAUGACUGAUGGAGCCCAGCAAGCCUUGAGGAGAACCAUGGAAAUCUACUCCAAAACUACUCGCUUUGCCCUUGCAUGUAACGCUUCGGAUAAGAUCAUUGAGCCCAUUCAGUCCCGCUGCGCUGUCCUCCGCUACACGAAGCUGACCGAUGCCCAGAUCCUCACCAGGCUGAUGAGUGUUAUCGAAAAGGAGAGGGUGCCCCACACUGAUGACGGCCUGGAAGCUAUCAUCUUCACGGCACAGGGAGACAUGAGGCAGGCGCUGAACAACCUGCAGUCUACCUUCUCAGGCUUUGGCUUCAUUAACAGUGAGAAUGUGUUCAAGGUCUGUGACGAGCCCCACCCACUGCUGGUGAAGGAGAUGAUCCAGCACUGUGUGAACGCCAACAUCGAUGAAGCUUACAAGAUUCUCGCUCACCUGUGGCAUCUGGGCUACUCACCAGAAGAUAUCAUUGGCAACAUCUUUCGAGUGUGUAAAACUUUCCAAAUGGCAGAAUACCUGAAACUGGAGUUUAUCAAGGAAAUUGGAUACACUCAUAUGAAAAUAGCAGAAGGAGUGAACUCCCUUUUGCAGAUGGCAGGCCUCCUGGCCAGGCUGUGUCAGAAGACAAUGGCCCCGGUGGCCAGUUAGAGCAGAGACUUCGCUGACCGACUUACAGGUGCCCUAUCCUGAGAUGCAAGAGCUUCGGUCUUCCGAUGGGGGAAAAAUGCCGCCUCAGGCUGGAGCCAGCAUGACCGCCCUUUAAACUUCCAUGGCUGGCUGGGCUUGGUGGCUCACGCCUGUAAUCCUAGCACUUUGGGAGGCCGAGGUGGGUGGAUCACCUGAGGUCAGGAGUUUGAGACCAGCCUGACCAACAUGGAGAAACCCUGUCUCUGCUAAAAAUACAAAUAUUAGCUGGAUGUGGUGUCUAGCGCCUGUAAUCCCAGCUACUCAGGAGGCAGAGGCAGGAGAAUCCCUUUUUCCCAGGUGGUGGAGGUUGCAGUGAGCCAAGAUCACACCCUUGCACUCCAGCCUGGUAACAGAGACUCCAUGUAAAAAAAAAAAAACAACAACCAGUUACUAAACUCCCGUGGUUUUCAUGUUUACUUGUGGGCCCUCUGAGCCCCUCCAGUGUUUGCAUUCAGCCUCUGCCUCAGUGACGCGGUGGCGGGGCGGAAAGACCCAGAGAAGCUGAGGGCGGUGCCUGGUCGGUGUGCGAGUUGACAUUUUAGCUGAUUGAGCCUUGCCUUGUUUGUCGGCAAUAAAGUGACCACGUGAAGCCUCGAGGAAAGCCAGCUUCCUGUCUCUGCCGGCCUUUGCAGCCUACAGGUAGGAAAGGCGAUUAGAUCAUAGACCCAGAGCUCAUCUUGGUUUCUUUUAUUUUUUUCUUUUAUUUAUUUUUGUCACACACACUGCCUGGGUAUGAACUUAGUUCAUCUCAGUUCUUCAAGAAGCCUGAAGGGACCACUUCCCCGGGGUGCGGGCAGGGUUUGCUGUCAUAUCCUAUUUAGACCGACUUCUCAGA
This is a messenger RNA of Saimiri boliviensis boliviensis (Bolivian squirrel monkey), 2008 nucleotides long. It is a transcript of the gene RFC2, whose product is annotated as replication factor C subunit 2. Gene Ontology annotation, molecular function: DNA binding; ATP binding; ATP hydrolysis activity. Gene Ontology annotation, cellular component: nucleus; DNA replication factor C complex. Gene Ontology annotation, biological process: DNA-templated DNA replication; DNA repair. Lineage: Eukaryota; Metazoa; Chordata; Mammalia; Primates; Cebidae. The record is from RefSeq and is a predicted model, not a curated record.